Molecule: messenger RNA, 1131 nt
Organism: Penicillium roqueforti
Lineage: Eukaryota; Fungi; Ascomycota; Eurotiomycetes; Eurotiales; Aspergillaceae
Product: putative cAMP receptor-like protein
Exons: 5
Coding region: 1-1131 (376 amino acids)
Biological process (GO): adenylate cyclase-activating G protein-coupled receptor signaling pathway; cell surface receptor signaling pathway
Cellular component (GO): plasma membrane
Molecular function (GO): G protein-coupled receptor activity
Source: RefSeq, a predicted model, not a curated record
AUGACGCUGUCAGAACAACAAAUAUUAGCCAUCUCGGCUACAGAGCGUGUUUGCUCGACUGUCUCCCUUGUUGGCACUUUCGUUAUAGUCGCUACUUUUAUUUGGUCCCCCACAUUCCGUAAACCCAUCAACCGCUUGGUGUUCUAUGCAUCAUGGGGUAACAUGAUGGCUAAUAUAGCCACCAUCAUAUCGGCAGACGGGAUUCAUUCUGGGGUUGAUAGUUCCCUGUGCCAGUUUCAAGGGUUUUUGAUUCAAUGGUUCAUGCCCGCCGAUGCACUAUGGACUUUUGCAAUGGCAUGCAAUGUUUACCUAACAUUCUUCCACAAAUACGACUCGGAGCAACUACGUCGGCUCGAAUGGAAAUAUGUGCUCUGCUGUUACGGUGUUCCAUUCGUCCCAGCUUUCGCAUACUUCUUCAUCCAGACCCAAGCUCGGGGCCGAAUAUAUGGCUCCGCCCUCCUCUGGUGCUGGAUCUCUGUACAGUGGUCCUUCCUCCGCAUCGCUAUCUUCUACGGACCAGUCUGGCUCAUUAUCUCAUUGACCUUCGCCAUCUAUUUACGAGCAGGGACGGUGAUUUACCAGAAACGGCGCCAGCUUCGGAACCUCGGCGGCAUUGACUCAGAUCUUGUCCCAGAAUCUCCCUUUGCUAUGUUGACUGGCAUUCAAGUUACCAGGGAGAUUGCCUGUUUCACUCCAGAGCGCCGGUCCUUGUCGGAGGGCGACGCGAGCGGGUUGCCGUCUAAUGCGUUCAGAGCAUACUCGGUCACGAUCGAGGGCGGUAGUACAGCCAACACGCUUCAAAAGUCCAGCUCAAAAACCGAUUCCAGCCCUCUUCAGCAGGAGAAUUUUGGCAAGACUGGGCGGCCGGAUGGGGCAGACUCACAGCGGAGGUCGACGUCCACAGAAGCUAGUUCAGCAACGUGGGCAUAUACAAAAUACGCUAUGCUGUUCUUCAUUGCAUUGCUUGUUACAUGGGUCCCCUCAACGAUAAACAGAGUCUAUUCCCUGGCUCGUCCUAACAACUUUAAUUUUAACGCGUAUGCUCGUGGCGCAUAUCCCGUUCGGCGACGAAUAUACAAUCUUUCAAUCUACGGAAAGACUCUCAAAGCCCGAGUCCUGCUCUUUUGGUGA